Naegleria lovaniensis is the source of this 1212-nucleotide messenger RNA. RefSeq lists its product as uncharacterized. Bases 1 to 1212 code for a protein of 403 amino acids. Lineage: Eukaryota; Heterolobosea; Eutetramitea; Acrasida; Naegleriidae. The record is from RefSeq and is a predicted model, not a curated record. The transcript has a single exon.
AUGGAUCAACGACAACAACAACUCGAUGAUUUACAUCAAUUGUAUCAUCAAUAUGUAUUGCUCGAUGAAAGUCUUCAAGGAAUUUUCAAGAGAAACAUGUCCGAGCAAAUCACUGCAGCCACCACAAAAAUUAAACAACAACAACAUCAACAAUCCGCCAUCAUUCCAGCUCAUAAUUUCAAUAAUUAUUCUAAUAAUUCGAAUCAUUCUACCAAUAAUAUUAAUUCACACGAAAUCAUCCUUCAAACGACAGAUUGGAAUGUCCCAACAGAGGCCACUUCUUGGUAUUCAGAAGAAGAUGACGUCACAUCAAUACCCAUUCCCAUCAUUCAAACCACAACAGAAGAUGUUACGAAUAAUAAUAAUUUGAACAAAGAUAGAUUCAAUUAUCUCAUUGAUUUGCAUUAUGAUGAAUUAAAAGUUAGAAAAUGCUGCUCAUUGUUAGAAGCAGUUGCCAACCAGAGAGAAUCCUAUUCACAUCGGAAUCACAAAUCAAAAUCGCUUCGACUUUGUUUCACGAAAGAAAUUAUUCCAUCAUUGGACGCAUGGUGUCAAAUCAAAGUACCAGGUUGCUAUCAUAUUGGAAUUUUCAAUUUUUUCAUGAGGAAUUGUUUGAUCAAGAAUCAUGACAAGAAUACAGCAUCGACGAAUAAGGACAUGAAUCAUGGAUAUGAAUAUUGUGAGGUUCUGCCUAAUGUGAACACUCGAGGAGAUUAUCAAACAGCAUGUCAACCCUAUCCUAAUCAUAUUCCUAUUAAGAGAGUUCGAUUGAGUGAAGGAUGUUCGUAUCGUUUCAUACCUCGAGACUCUGUUCAGGUCCAUAGAGAGAGGGAUGAAUCAAUGAUGAAUCAGGUUGAGUUGAGGCAUGAUUUGGAUCAGAGUCGAUUUAUCAAAUUUAAGGAUGAAUAUGAUAAUGAAUUAGAAGCAGAAUUUUCAAGAGAUGACUCGAGUUGGAGUGGUUGUGGAACAAUGAUUUUACCUCUUCUUGCUGAGGAAGCAAUGCCUGAACAAUUGCAUGAGUACAUGUCUGAAUGCGAAGAAAAGACAAAAGCUUAUGGUUGUUAUGGGGUUUAUUUGAGUGGAGAAGCGAAUACAGUAUACUCCACGGAAAACAACUCAACGAAAUCAUUCGAGUGGAGAGGCUCCAUAUAUUUCUAUACCGAGUCUUAUGCAGAAUCCAUUGGUUCUUUUGAAAUGAGGUUGAUUCGAUAA